CCCGAGACGCGCAACGCGUUCUCCUAAUGCUAUCUGAAUCUAAAUAGAUGCCUCCGCCGGUGACCCCUUCUCCCUUCCGCCUAUCCCGCGGCCAUCCACCGACGCGCCGAAGUGCCGGACCACAAUUCGCCAAUUCGCCUCGGUUCCUCUUAUCGCAAGCAACACCGCAGAAGGGAAAAAGUGAUUCUGAGAUUGUCGACGAUGACGCCCCACCAUCGACUGCGCCCGUCACGCGCACCACGGCUCAACUAAGACAGGCGGGCCCUCAACCGCGCCGGCAGCGGGAUGUGAUCGAAGACUCGGACGAAGACGAGUGGUUGGGCAAUGCAGACAGCCGUGACAACGGGGUCAAUGAGUUGGCCGAUGACUCUAUCGCUAGCUCUCCAUCUGUUGACCCAGGAACACCAGGGCCACUGGACGCUGAGUUUGACGCGCUUUUCGCGCCAACAAGAGAUGGAAACAAACGACAGCGGCUCUCUGCAGGAUGGACUCAAGGACCGGACCAAACCUUGGCAAAUACCCUGGAGCAAAGAUAUUCGUCUGUUCCCGAGCUGAGAGGUUCGACAGUCGAUCCUCUCGAGACACCCGCUGCUCGGCCUUUACAGCGUCCAACGGCACAGGACCUGAGCACCCUAGCAACCCCAACCACGUCCAUUAAGCCAUGGGUGCCACCAAUCGCAACUCCUGGGAGCACACAAACGCCAUUUCGCAGUCGCCCACGAUUUGUACUAUCGACCCACAAGCCGCGCAGCAGUCAGCCUGCGUUCCGAGCAGAGACACCAUCCGCAACCCAGCAAACCUCCCCGCAAGAGCGCCGCAGGCCUGCUUUUGUGCUUCCUCGCUCACCAUCGCCUGAUGCUACUUUAGAUGAUAUACCAGCACCAUUCUCACCCUCCUCAAGGACGCUCCACCGGCGUGGCAAGAAUCGCUCCGGGGUGGGUUAUGCGCCCGGCGGUAUGGCCGCCGAGGUACGCAGUUGGAUUCUUGAGAUGGGAUCUAAGCAUGAGCCUUUGAGUGCCAUAACCCAGACAGUUGCAACGGCGGGGCAUAGUUCAACUGAUUUUGGGCGAUAUCUUGUGGCUGCUCGCGUGCUCCAGGUAAGAUCGGCCGUGCUGAGUAGCUCUGGGGCGCUCUCGUUUGUUCGAGCUGAGAAGGUAGCCAUUACGGGGACUGAAGAUGAUGAGAAGAAAAUUCUUAAUAUAUUGAUCAUGGGCCCGUCGCGAUCCAAGCCUCCUUCGCAUGGACCACCAUCAGAGACCCGGGGGCCGGGAUCGGGCUAUAUCCACGAAAGGGAGUUAUUGGGAAUCCACCGCGGCCUAGCUUGGAAUGUCACAUUUGAAGAGCACCAGGCCCUGGCUGCUGCCAACGAGUUUCAGACAGAGGUACCUCAAGGUGGUGAACCUAGUAAAGCACAACAAUGGUUGAUUGCUAUGGAAUGGGACCUCGUCGAGGAAGCCAUGUAA
Messenger RNA from Penicillium brasilianum, 1463 nucleotides. NCBI's taxonomy places the organism in Eukaryota, Fungi, Ascomycota, Eurotiomycetes, Eurotiales, Aspergillaceae. The record is from the annotation of a GenBank genome assembly.